UUUGUGCGCCGGUGCGGCAGGCAGUGGCAGCAUCCGGGCAUUUCCGCAGCCGAGCGGCCACGGGCGGCGGUGGCGGAGCUCCCGUGGCAGGGAGGAGGCGGGAGGAAGGCGAGAAGGGGGCGAGGCGUUAAGCCGGAGCCGCGGCCGCGGCGGGGUGGGUCCCGAGGGAGGCGGCCCGGGAAGCGGCUGGCGCGGCCGGAGGAGGAGGCGGAGGAGGGCCGGGCGCGGGGCUCAGCGCCCCUCUCGCCGCGCGUUGCUCUGUCCAUCCCGGGCUCCGGAGGAUGCAUCUGCAUCAGGUCCUCACCGGGGCGGUGAACCCUGGAGACAACUGCUACUCUGUGGGCAGCGUCGGGGACGUCCCCUUCACGGCGUAUGGAUCGGGCUGUGAUAUUGUUAUUCUGGCCAAUGACUUUGAAUGUGUACAGAUCAUUCCUGGUGCUAAGCAUGGAAACAUCCAAGUCAGCUGUGUGGAGUGCGCUAACCAACAAGGAAGAAUUGCAGCUUCAUAUGGCAAUGCUGUCUGUAUUUUUGAGCCACUGGGCAUAAAUUCUCAUAAGAGAAAUUGUCAACUCAAGUGUCAGUGGCUUAAAACUGGGCAGUUUUUUUUGAGUUCUGUGACAUACAACUUAGCAUGGGACCCUCAAGAUAACAGAUUGUUGACAGCAACUGAUUCUAUUCAGUUGUGGGCUCCUCCAGGAGGUGAUAUUCUGGAAGAGGAAGAAGAAAUUGAUAAUAAAAUUCCCACGGUUUUAAAUGAUUGGAAGUGCGUCUGGCAGUGCAAAACCUCAGUAUCUGUGCACUUGAUGGAAUGGUCUCCUGAUGGUGAAUAUUUUGCGACUGCUGGAAAGGAUGAUUGUCUUCUGAAAGUAUGGUACCCCAUGACUGGUUGGAAAUCCUCAAUAAUACCUCAGGAUCAUCACGAAGUGAAAAGGAGACAGGCUUCCACUCAGUUCUCCUUUGUUUACUUGGCACAUCCCCGAGCCGUGACAGGUUUUUCAUGGCGUAAAACUAGCAAGUAUAUGCCCAGGGGCUCUGUUUGUAAUGUGUUACUGACUUCAUGCCAUGAUGGUGUGUGCCGGCUGUGGGCAGAAACCUUACUGCCAGAAGACUGUCUUUUGGGAGAACAGAUUUGUGAGACGACCACUUCCAGUGUCUCCAGCACGCUUUCUCAGGCUGGGAAACACAAAGACAGAAUCCAGCAUGCCCUUGAGACGAUUCAUCACUUGAAGAAUUUAAGGAAGGGACAAAGGAGGUCAUCUGUUCUUGUAACUCACACAGACUUAAUGCCUGGCCAGGUGACAACACAUGAAGUUCAGAGACACAUUUCCCACCAUGCAAAUGCUCUGUGUCAUUUUCACAUCGCAGCAAGCAUCAACCCUGCCACAGAUAUCCCAAAUAUCUUGGGUGGCACUUCAUUUAACAUUGAUGAUGGAAAUGGGGGCUUUGUAGUUCAUUGGUUAAACAACAAGGAGUUCCAUUUUACAUCGUCUACUGAAAUAUUCAUGCAUCAAUUACGAAAACUUUCUGAAAAACAAGUAGAUCAUGAAAGUGAUGAUGCAGAUAGAGAAGAUGAGGACCAUUCACAGGAGGAGAGAGAGAGGGGUUUACAUAUGAAAUUAGACCAUGAAUUAUCCCUGGAUAGAGAAUCUGAGGCAGGUACAGGAUCAUCUGAGCAUGAAGAAGGAGAAAGAGAGGGAAGUCCCAGAACCUGUUUGCGACCUGGCGUACCAUUGCCACUGCCCACCGUUCUGCUCGACCGCAAGAUUGACAUGCUGCUCACCGAGUGGAACAAGAAUCCUGACAUGCUGUUUACAAUACACCCUGUAGAUGGUACCUUCCUGGUGUGGCAUGUAAAGUACUUGGAUGAAUAUAAUCCUGGAAUCUUUAGACAAGUCCAGGUUUCUUUUUCUUCUCGGAUUCCUGUUGCAUUUCCUUCAGGCGAUGCAAGCUCUCUCAGUAAGAAUAUCAUGAUGUAUGCCUGUGUGCAUUGUACAAAGGAGUCUCACCACGUGUCGCACGCCCAGGUGAUGUCUGCAAGCAGCCCUCAGGGCUCCCAGCUGCAUCCGAGGUCACACAGUACACAUGUGAAUGUUGUCACUCCCACAGUAAUGAUGAUCUCUAAGCACAUAGAUGGGUCUUUAAAUCAGUGGGCAGUCACUUUUGCUGAUAAGUCUGCCUUUACCACUGUCCUAACUGUAUCCCACAAAUUUAGAUACUGUGGCCAUCGAUUUCACCUCAAUGACCUGGCAUGCCAUUCCGUUUUGCCACUGUUACUGACAUCCUCACAUCAUAAUGCUCUGUUGACUCCUGAAUCAGAUUGUCGUUGGGACUCAGACAACAAACUAAGUAGAUUAAUGGAUCCUGUCAAACAUGGGAAAGGCACCUUGAAACAGCCUCUCCGAAACGCAGCCACUCGGACCUUUCAUGACCCCAAUGCCAUCUACAGUGAACUUAUUCUGUGGCGGGUAGACCCAAUAGGACCUUUGUCAUACACUGGAGGGGUGUCAGAACUGGCUCGGAUCAACUCUCUGCACACCUCAGCCUUCUCUAAUGUCGCGUGGCUGCCAACACUUAUUCCCAGUUACUGUCUUGGCACAUAUUGUAAUUCUGCAAGUGCUUGCUUUGUUGCUUCUGAUGGCAAAAAUCUGAGACUCUAUCAAGCUGUAGUAGAUGCAAGGAAAUUACUGGAUGAAUUGUCAGACCCAGAAUCUUCGAAACUAAUUGGAGAAGUGUUUAAUAUUGUGAGCCAACAGUCUACUGCUCGGCCCGGCUGCAUUAUAGAACUGGAUGCAAUAACUGACCAAUGUGGCUCACACACGCAGUUGCUCCAUGUAUUUCAAGAAGACUUCAUUAUAGGAUACAAGCCACAUAAGGAAGAAAUGGAGAAAAAGGAAUCAGAAAUAUUUUUUCAGCCAUCACAAGGAUAUCGCCCACCACCAUUUUCAGAAAAAUUCUUUCUAGUAGUGAUUGAAAAGGACAGCAAUAAUAACUCAGUUCUGCAUAUGUGGCACCUUCAUCUUAAAUCUGUGCAAGCAUGUCUAGCCAAAGCUUCCGAAGGUGUUUCAUCUGAGAGUCUACUUACAGUCCCUGGACAGAAGAAUGUAGACUCAUCUCCAGAAACCUCUCCUAGUGUGAGCCCCAUGCCACAUUCUUCAUCCAUUGCCAAUCUUCAAACUGCUAGUAAACUUAUUUUGAGUUCUAGAUUGGUGUAUAGCCAACCUCUUGAUCUCCCAGGAGCAGUUGAAGUAAUACGAGCAACACCUUCAGCAGGUCAUCUGAGUUCCUCUUCAAUUUAUCCAGUGUGCCUUGCACCAUAUUUAGUGGUUACAACUUGUUCUGACAAUAAAGUACGCUUCUGGAAAUGCUGUAUGGAAAGCAACCCACAGUGUGAUAAAAGUGAAGCCAAAGAAACUUAUCAUUGGAGGAGAUGGCCUUUGAUGAAUGAUGAAGGAGAAGAUAAUAGCAGUACAGUGAGCAUUGUAGGAAGACCAGUUGCUGUUAGCUGUUCCUACACAGGCCGCCUUGCAGUGGCUUAUAAGCAGCCUGUCCAGCACAAUGGUUUUGUUUCUAAAGAGUUUUCCAUGCAUGUUUGUAUAUUUGAAUGUGAAUCUACUGGAGGGUCAGAAUGGGUUUUAGAACAAACAAUUCAUCUCGAUGAUUUGGUUAAGGUUGGUAGUGUACUCGAUUCAAGAGUCAGCGUUGACAGUAAUCUGUUUGUUUAUAGCAAAUCAGAUGCACUUUUGAGCAAAGAUAGAUAUCUUAUUCCAAAUAUCAAGCAUUUAGUACAUUUGGACUGGGUAUCAAAAGAAGAUGGCUCCCACAUUCUCACAGUGGGAGUUGGUGCUAAUAUCUUCAUGUAUGGUAGACUUUCAGGAAUUGUCACUGAACAAACCAACAGUAAGGAUGGCGUGGCUAUUACUUUACCACUAGGUGGUAGUAUCAAGCAGGGAGUUAGAUCAAGAUGGGUCCUUCUAAGGUCAAUAGAUUUGGUGUCUUCCGUUGAUGGUACACCAUCACUCCCUGUCUCUCUCUCUUGGGUGAGAGAUGGGAUAUUGGUAGUAGGAAUGGAUUGCGAAAUGCAUGUAUAUGCACAGUGGAAGCAUGCUGUCAAAUUUGGAGACCCUGAAAUUGAGAGUCCGGAUGUAGAAGAGACAGCAAUACAAGAUCAUUCUGCCUUUAAGUCCAGCAUGUUGACAAGAAAAAGUAUUGUUGAAGGCACAGCUGUUGUUGAUGAUGUUUUCUGUUCACCAACUGUAGUUCAAGAUGGUGGUUUAUUUGAGGCUGCACAUGUACUUUCCCCUACUCUCCCACAGUAUCAUCCAACCCAACUGUUGGAACUGAUGGACUUAGGGAAAGUUCGAAGAGCCAAAGCUAUUCUCUCUCAUUUAGUUAAGUGUAUUGCUGGUGAAGUUGCAGUAGUAAGAGAUGCUGAUGCUGGAGAAGGAACUAAGCGGCAUCUUUCUCGAACUAUUAGUGUAAGUGGCAGUACAGCCAAGGAUACCGUCACCAUAGGAAAAGAUGGUACACGAGAUUAUACGGAGAUAGACUCUAUUCCCCCACUACCACUAUAUGCUUUGCUGGCUGCAGAUCAGGAUGCAUCUUACCGAACUUCAGAGGAAAGCACAAAAAUACCACAGAGCUAUGAAGAUCAUACUGAAAGUCAAGCGGAAGAUCAGUAUUCAGAAUUGUUUCAAAUCCAGGAAGUAACAACAGAUGAUAUUGAUUUAGAGCCAGAUAAAAGAGAAAAUAAAUCAAAAGUGAUAAAUCUUUCACAAUAUGGACCAGCCUACUUUGGCCAGGAACAUGCUAGGGUACUUUCAAGCCAUCUUAUGCACUCGAGUCUACCAGGCCUUACUCGUUUGGAGCAGAUGUUUCUUGUGGCCUUGGCUGAUACAGUAGCCACCACCAGUACUGAGCUGGAUGAAAACAGAGAUAAAAGUUGCUCAGGAAGAGACACUUUAGAUGAGUGUGGUUUGAGAUACUUGUUAGCCAUGCGCUUGCACACAUGCCUGUUGACAUCCCUGCCUCCUUUAUACCGAGUACAGUUACUUCAUCAAGGUGUGUCCACUUGCCAUUUUGCCUGGGCGUUUCAUUCUGAGGCUGAGGAAGAACUGAUUAAUAUGAUUCCAGCCAUUCAGAGAGGGGACCCUCAAUGGUCUGAGUUGAGAGCAAUGGGAAUAGGUUGGUGGGUGAGAAAUAUUAACACACUUCGGAGAUGCAUUGAAAAGGUUGCCAAAGCUGCUUUUCAAAGGAACAAUGAUGCCUUGGAUGCUGCAUUAUUCUACCUUUCAAUGAAGAAGAAAGCAGUAGUGUGGGGUCUGUUUAGGUCACAGCAUGAUGAAAAAAUGACAACAUUUUUCAGCCACAACUUUAAUGAGGAUAGGUGGCGUAAAGCUGCUUUGAAAAAUGCUUUUUCUUUGCUUGGAAAACAACGCUUUGAACAAUCUGCUGCCUUUUUCUUGUUGGCUGGUUCAUUGAAAGAUGCCAUAGAGGUGUGUCUUGAAAAAAUGGAAGAUAUUCAGCUAGCCAUGGUUAUUGCUCGCCUGUAUGAAUCAGAAUUUGAGACUUCAUCCACUUACAUUUCCAUCUUGAAUCAGAAGAUCUUGGGUUGCCAGAAGGAUGGCUCAGGAUUCAGCUGCAAAAGAUUACAUCCCGAUCCCUUCCUGCGUAGUCUUGCCUAUUGGGUAAUGAAAGAUUAUAGCCGGGCCUUGGAUACGUUACUGGAGCAAAUACCAAAGGAGGAUGAGGAGCAGCAGGUUAUCAUCAAAUCUUGUAAUCCAGUGGUGUUUAGUUUUUACAACUACCUUCGAACUCAUCCUUUGCUUAUUCGAAGAAACUUUGCUACCCCUGAAGGAAGUUUGGCAACCCUAAGUCUCAAAACCGAGAAAAACUUUGUUGAUAAAAUUAACCUUAUAGAAAGAAAGCUCUUCUUCACCACUGCAAAUGCUCAUUUUAAAGUUGGAUGUCCUGUUUUAGCCUUGGAGGUGCUUUCCAAAAUUCCAAAAGUAACCAAAACAUCUGCCUUGCCUGCAAACAAAGAUCAGCCUGACUUAAUGUCCACAACCUUGGUUGGUGAUCCUUCAGAAUCUAAGACUCUGGGGAAUGGCAUUGGUAGUUCUGGCACUGAUUGGUCACAGGUAACUUCGUCACAGUUUGACUGGAGUCAGCCAAUUGUCAAAGUUGAUGAGGAACCCCUGGAUCUUGAUUGGGGUGAAGAUCAAGACAGUGCCUCAGAAGAAGAUGAUGCUGAUGGUCUAGUAAUGCAAAGUACGGAUGCCAGAGGAAAAGCGAGUCGAGGGGAUCAGAAGGACUCAGACCCUGCAGCAGGACUGACCCCUCAGGAAGAGGACAGCCCUGACUGUGACACCGAAGUCGAUGUGAUUGCUGAACAGCUGAAGUUCAGAGCUUGUUUAAAGAUCCUCAUGACUGAGCUAAGAACGUUGGCUACAGGCUAUGAAGUAGAUGGAGGAAAACUCAGAUUCCAACUCUAUAACUGGCUUGAAAAGGAAAUUGCUGCCUUGCAUGAGAUAUGUAAUCAUGACUCAGUUAUUAAAGAAUAUCCUAGUAAGACAUAUUCUAAGGCAGAGAGUGACCUUCUGGAGCAGGAAGAAAUGAUGGACAAACCAGAUAUUGGUUCUUAUGAGCGCCAUCAGAUAGAAAGACGGAGAUUACAGGCGAAACGAGAACAUGCGGAAAGACGCAAGUUGUGGUUGCAGAAAAACCAGGAUCUCCUGAGAGUGUUUCUUAGUUACUGCAGCCUUCAUGGGGCCCAGGGUGGUGGUCUAGCUUCAGUAAGAAUGGAACUCAAGUUUUUGCUGCAAGAAUCACAGCAGGAAACCACAGUGAAACAGCUCCAGUCUCCACUGCCAUUGCCUACGACCCUGCCUCUGCUUUCAGCAAGUAUUGCUUCGACAAAAACAGUCAUAGCUAAUCCUGUAUUGUACUUAAAUAAUCACAUCCAUGAUAUACUUUAUACUAUUGUUCAGAUGAAAACACCACCUCAUCCAAAUGUUGAAGAUGUGAAGGUGCACACACUUCAUUCACUAGCAGCAUCACUCUCUGCAUCAAUUUACCAAGCAUUAUGUGACAGUCAUAGCUACAGUCAGACGGAAGGAAAUCAGUUUACGGGAAUGGCUUAUCAAGGACUUCUCUUAAGUGAUCGUCGAAGACUAAGAACAGAAAGCAUAGAAGAACACGCAACACCAAAUUCAUCCCCUGCUCAAUGGCCUGGUGUGAGCUCACUUAUUAAUCUCCUGAGUUCAGCUCAAGAUGAAGACCAGCCAAAAUUGAAUAUUUUGUUGUGUGAAGCUGUUGUUGCUGUUUACUUGAGUUUAUUGAUACAUGCUCUUGCCACAAAUUCUUCCAAUGAGUUGUUUCGACUUGCAGCCCACCCAUUAAAUAAUCGAAUGUGGGCUGCAGUGUUUGGAGGGGGCGUGAAACUUGUUGUGAAACCUCGAAGACAAUCAGAAAAUAUUUCAGCACCUCCUGUUCCUUCUGAAGACAUAGACAAACACCGGAGGAGAUUUAACAUGCGGAUGCUGGUCCCUGGAAGGCCUGUGAAAGAUGCCACUCCACCACCAGUACCAGCAGAAAGACCAUCAUAUAAAGAAAAGUUUAUUCCUCCUGAACUUAGUAUGUGGGAUUAUUUUGUGGCAAAGCCCUUUCUACCUUUGUCUGACAGUGGUGUGAUCUACGACUCUGAUGAAAGUGUUCACAGUGAUGAAGAAGAUGAGGAUGCUUUUUUUUCAGAUACACAAAUUCAGGAGCACCAAGAUCCCAACUCCUACAGCUGGGCUCUCCUGCAUCUGACAAUGGUUAAACUAGUACUUCACAAUGUCAAGAAUUUCUUCCCCAUUGCUGGACUAGAAUUCUCUGAGCUGCCUGUGACAUCACCAUUAGGUAUUGCCGUGAUUAAGAACUUGGAGAACUGGGAACAGAUCCUGCAAGAGAAAAUGGAUCACUUUGAAGGUCCACCCCCUAACUAUAUCAACACAUACCCGGCAGACCUUUCGGGAGGAGCUGGGCCAGCUAUUCUUCGAAAUAAAGCCAUGUUAGAACCAGAAAAUACUCCGUUCAAAUCCCGGGAUUCUUCUGCACUUCCAGUCAAACGGCUUUGGCACUUCCUUGUUAAACAAGAAGUCCUUCAGGAGACAUUUAUUAGAUAUAUUUUCACCAAGAAAAGAAAACAGAGUGAGUCUGUAGAAGAACAUGUGGAGCAGGUCAAACAAAACUGCGUAGCAGAAGAUUGCCACAUCAAGGUUGAAGCAGACCUGGGCUAUCCAGGAGGAAAAGCAAAGGUCAUUCAUAAGGAGUCUGACAUGAUCAUGGCAUUUUCUGUUAAUAAGGCAAAUAGCAAUGAAAUUGUUUUAGCUUCAACACAUGAUGUUCAAGAACUUGAUGUUACUUCUCUGUUGGCGUGUCAGUCAUAUAUAUGGAUUGGAGAAGAAUAUGACAGAGAAUCCAAAAGUUCGGAUGAUGUUGACUAUCGUGGUUCCACUACAACUCUGUACCAGCCCAGCACCACCCCCCAUCCAGCAAGCCAGGCGCACCCACCUUCUUCCCUGCCAUGGCUGGGCAGCGGGCAGACCAGCACGGGAGCGAGUGUGCUUAUGAAACGGAAUCUGCAUAAUGUUAAGAGAAUGACCUCACACCCAGUCCAUCAAUAUUACCUCACAGGUGCCCAAGAUGGCAGCGUGCGAAUGUUUGAGUGGACACGGCCUCAGCAGCUUGUCUGCUUCCGUCAGGCUGGCAAUGCCAGAGUCACCAGGUUAUAUUUUAACUCUCAAGGCAACAAGUGUGGAGUGGCAGAUGGAGAGGGCUUUCUCAGUAUCUGGCAAGUUAACCAAACCGCCUCGAAUCCUAAACCUUACAUGAGCUGGCAGUGCCACAGUAAGGCUACAAGUGACUUUGCAUUCAUUACCUCUUCAAGUCUGGUUGCCACAUCUGGACAGUCCAACGACAAUAGAAACGUAUGCCUCUGGGACACAUUAAUCUCACCUGGAAACAGCCUCAUUCAUGGCUUCACAUGUCACGAUCAUGGAGCCACCGUGCUGCAGUACGCGCCUAAGCAGCAGCUGCUCAUCUCCGGAGGCAGGAAAGGCUGCGUGUGCAUCUUUGACAUCCGGCAGAGGCAGCUCCUGCACAGCUUCCAGGCCCAUGACUCGGCCAUCAAGGCUCUGGCUCUGGAUCCCUGCGAGGAGUUCUUCACAACAGGUUCAGCAGAGGGCAACAUCAAGGUCUGGAGACUGACAGGCCACGGCUUGAUUCACUCAUUUAAGAACGAGCACGCCAAGCAGUCCAUAUUCAGAAACAUCGGGGCGGGCGUCAUGCAGAUGGACAUCGUCCAGGGCGGCCGCAUCUUCUCCUGCGGCGCCGACGGCACGCUCAAGACCAGGGUUUUGCCCAGCGCUUUUAACAUCCCUCACAGAAUUCUUGACAUCCUAUAGACAGAGAUGGGGGCUUUAUUUUUGUAUCUGUUUCCACUGAAAAACUAAGCCACGCUGCACUUACUAGGCAUUCCUGCUUUCCAAGCAGUUAGCACAUGGGACAUGAGACAGAAUUCUCUGUAGGACUCGAGUCUGAUCCCAGCUGGGG
This is a messenger RNA of Ochotona princeps (American pika), 9594 nucleotides long. RefSeq names its product Dmx like 2 (gene DMXL2). Bases 282 to 9446 code for a protein of 3054 amino acids. The record is from RefSeq and is a predicted model, not a curated record. Gene Ontology annotation, cellular component: RAVE complex. Gene Ontology annotation, molecular function: protein binding. Lineage: Eukaryota; Metazoa; Chordata; Mammalia; Lagomorpha; Ochotonidae. Gene Ontology annotation, biological process: vacuolar acidification. The transcript is spliced from 44 exons.